UGAGGCCCGGUGCAAACGUUGAAGGAAACUGGCCCACUGUGACGGUGAAGAGGUUUGAACAGUAACAGAGAGAAGUUUACGAGGAAAGCAAAAUGUUCCGCGUGCAGCAGCUGAAGCAUGAAGAAGGUGGCGUCCGCUACCGUGGCAGUGAGGUUGCAACCGAUCCCAACACGAGCACUCCUCCUGUUCCGUAAUCGGCCUCUGGGGACCAACCCGACCCCAUGGAAAGCGAUAAGCAUCGCAACCAAGUCCGGUGACGAUAACCACCCGUUCGCAGGAACAACUGCACAAUCAAUAGGAGAGGAGGGGCCUGAUCCGAACCGGCACGGAUGAUCGAUCCUCCUUGCUCAAAGGGGAUUCACAUCCAUAAGCCACCAUGGUCCGCAUCAGUGUACUGGCCGAUGCCCUGAAGUGCAUCAACAACGCAGAGAAGCGCGGCAAGCGCCAGGUGCUGAUCCGUCCGAACUCGAAGGUCGUGAUCAAGUUCCUGACCGUGAUGAUGAAGCACGGUUAUAUCGGCGAGUUCGAGAUCGUGGAUGAUCAUCGCAGCGGAAAGGUCGUGGUCAAUCUGACUGGUCGCCUCAACAAGGCCGGUAUCAUCUCGCCUCGCUUCGACGUCAAACUGCACGACAUCGAGCGCUGGACCAACGAUCUGUUGCCGUCGCGUCAGUUUGGAUACGUGGUUCUCACCACCAGCGGUGGCAUCAUGGAUCACGAGGAGGCUCGCCGGAAACAUCUGGGAGGUAAAAUCCUUGGCUACUUCUUCUAGAGCUUCCGCUCCGCGAGAAAAGCCUGCCACAGAGAGGGAGAGAGAGAGAGAGAGAGAUCAAAGAGAGAGAUAAAAAAAACAAAAUGUCCAGCAGUGAUUAGCCUCAUUACACAUCGGCUAAAUACAUAGCACGGGCAUCUGUUCCAAUCACA
Messenger RNA from Anopheles darlingi, 921 nucleotides. Its product is annotated as 40S ribosomal protein S15Aa. The transcript is spliced from 3 exons. Gene Ontology annotation, biological process: translation. Gene Ontology annotation, cellular component: cytosolic small ribosomal subunit; ribosome. NCBI's taxonomy places the organism in Eukaryota, Metazoa, Arthropoda, Insecta, Diptera, Culicidae. The record is from RefSeq and is a predicted model, not a curated record. The coding region runs from base 377 to 769 and encodes 130 amino acids. Gene Ontology annotation, molecular function: structural constituent of ribosome.